UGUCCAACCCCCGGGAGAGUAUCAUGCUGUUACCAUGGAGACCAAACACUUGCGGCUACGCUUGUCGAGUCUGGUUAUUUUAAGACUGCCGUUGCGUCGGGACACAUUGAACUUUGCUUUAAUUUGUUAACCUAGUUAGUUUCGAGAUUGUACCUCCAUCAUGGUUGGCGAUUACUACAAGACGCUGGAUAUAAACCGAAACGCCACAGACGCAGAUAUAAAAAAGGCAUAUCGACGUCUUGCAUUGAAGUUUCAUCCGAGCAGCAACAGAGAAACUGGAAGCACCGAGACAUUCUGUCAACUGGGUGAAGCCUACGACGUGUUGAGCGACCCUCGUAAAAAAGCAACCUAUGACAAGUUUGGUGAGGAUGGCCUGACAGGUGGUAUCCCACCUGAGUUCGGCAGCAGUGGAGCCUGGUCAUCUAAGUAUGUCUACCAUGGGAAGCCAGAGAAAACAUUCAGAGAUUUUUUUGGAGGCGACAACCCGUUUGCAGACUUCUUAACAAACGAUACACCGCUUCAGUUCGGCGGCCUGCAACCAGGAGCGGUGAAGACACAAGGUCCUCAAAUUGAGAGAGACCUUCAUUUGUCCCUGGAUGAUCUCUUCCACGGAUGCUCAAAACACAUUAAGAUAUCUCACAGGGUUAUGAAUGAGGAUGGACACACGUCUGGUAUCAAAGACAAGAUCCUGGCUAUAAAUGUGAAGCCUGGAUGGAAAGAAGGCACAAGAAUCAUUUUCCCUAAAGAGGGAGAUCAGGGACCAAACUGCAUCCCCGGAGAUAUUGUAUUCAUCGUGCGACAGACGAGUCAUUCCCUAUUUGUACGUCAACACAAUGACCUCAUCUACAAGGCCCAAAUCACUCUGCAGAUGGCCUUGAUUGGGUUCUCUGUGGAUGUGCAGACACUAGAUGGCAGGCUCAUCAGUAUUCCCGUCAAUGACAUCGUGCACCCUUCCUACCACAAAGUGGUGACUGGAGAGGGAAUGCCGCUGUCCCAGGAUCCUGAACGGAGGGGAAACCUCAUCAUUACUUUUGACAUCCAGUUUCCCAAGAAGCUCUCCGCCGACAGAAAGUAUCUGAUCAAACACGCUCUCACUUUUAAAUAG
Pseudoliparis swirei is the source of this 1105-nucleotide messenger RNA. RefSeq names its product DnaJ heat shock protein family (Hsp40) member B13 (gene dnajb13). Gene Ontology annotation, cellular component: cytosol. The transcript has 8 exons. Gene Ontology annotation, molecular function: protein-folding chaperone binding. The record is from RefSeq and is a predicted model, not a curated record. The coding region runs from base 161 to 1105 and encodes 314 amino acids. Lineage: Eukaryota; Metazoa; Chordata; Actinopteri; Perciformes; Liparidae.